Messenger RNA from Malania oleifera, 1306 nucleotides. Its product is annotated as 26S proteasome non-ATPase regulatory subunit 14 homolog. The record is from RefSeq and is a predicted model, not a curated record. Gene Ontology annotation, cellular component: proteasome regulatory particle, lid subcomplex. Lineage: Eukaryota; Viridiplantae; Streptophyta; Magnoliopsida; Santalales; Ximeniaceae. Gene Ontology annotation, biological process: protein deubiquitination; proteasome-mediated ubiquitin-dependent protein catabolic process. Gene Ontology annotation, molecular function: metallopeptidase activity; protein binding; proteasome binding. The transcript is spliced from 6 exons. Bases 177 to 1106 code for a protein of 309 amino acids.
AUACGCAAAUAUCUGGGGCGAGACUGCAAAAGUACUGGCGGCGCAGUUAACCCCCGUCAGUUGUCAGUAGAGCAUCCACAAAAUCUUGCUGCCGAAGAAAUCGAGCAAUCCGGUCGACUAGAAAGAAAGUGCGAGAAACUGCGUCGAGGGAAGAACACGAGAGAGAAAGUUCAGGUAUGGAGAGAUUGCAGAGAAUGUUCGCGGGCGCAGGAGGGGCUCUGGGCCAUCCGCCUCCAGAUUCUCCGACGCUCGAUUCGUCGGAACAGGUCUAUAUCUCUUCUCUCGCCCUCCUCAAGAUGCUCAAGCACGGGAGAGCCGGGGUUCCUAUGGAGGUGAUGGGUCUGAUGCUGGGUGAGUUUGUGGAUGAGUACACUGUUCGUGUUGUUGAUGUUUUUGCGAUGCCGCAGAGUGGUACUGGUGUCAGUGUUGAAGCUGUCGAUCAUGUGUUCCAGACCAACAUGCUUGAUAUGCUCAAACAGACUGGAAGACCAGAAAUGGUUGUAGGAUGGUACCAUUCACAUCCUGGAUUUGGCUGUUGGCUUUCCGGUGUGGAUAUUAACACGCAACAGAGUUUUGAAGCUUUGAAUCAACGGGCUGUGGCAGUGGUGGUAGAUCCAAUUCAGAGUGUUAAAGGGAAGGUAGUGAUCGACGCUUUUCGGUUGAUUAACCCACAAACCAUGAUGCUUGGCCAAGAACCACGGCAAACAACCUCCAACCUUGGGCAUCUUAACAAGCCAUCCAUUCAAGCAUUGAUCCAUGGGUUGAACAGGCAUUAUUAUUCCAUUGCAAUUAAUUACAGGAAGAAUGAGCUUGAGGAGAAGAUGUUACUGAACCUUCACAAGAAGAAAUGGACUGAUGGACUAACUCUUCAGCGAUUUGAUUCUCAUUCCAAAACAAAUGAACAGACUGUCCAGGAGAUGCUAAACCUAGCUAUUAAGUACAACAAGGCAGUUCAGGAAGAGGAUGAAUUGCCACCAGAAAAGUUGGCUAUUGCAAAUGUGGGAAGGCAAGAUGCCAAGAAGCACCUUGAAGAACAUGUCUCCAACCUAAUGUCUUCAAACAUAGUUCAAACUUUGGGAACCAUGCUCGAUACAGUCGUGUUCUAGACUUGAGUGGUUGGAUAAAGAAUGACGAUGCCCCAUUGUUUGGGAUGAUGAAGCGUGGCACAGAUCCUUGAGGCUGUCCAUCCUAUUAAACAUUUUAAUUGUCUGUAAUUUGCUCUCAAUUUAAUUUUACUACUGUUAUGAUCUACACAUUCUUGUGGAACCAAAAAGAGGGUAGUAAAGCAGGAAAAUAGUUCAAUUCA